CCUCGGGAAAGUGAUACUUUCUGAACUAAAAUGAGUGCGGGAAAUUGGGCAAAAUAGCACGGUUGUAGAAAAAAUUAUAAUUUUCCAUUUUCUAAAUACUUAUUUGAUUCAAAUUUAUUUUUUUUUUUUUCAUAUUGGGUGAAAAUAUAUAGUUUAAUGUAAUACAGUAACGAUAAAAGAACUACACCACUGUUUUUUUAUUUAUUUAUUUUUUUCAAAUCACAUUAAUAAUAAGCACUAUCAGAAAUUUUAUUAAUAAUGAGACAAAAAUAAAUUAAAAGUAAAAUCAUGUAUAGGUAGGUGGUAGAACAGUUGCCGCCAUCAGUGCCAAAGAAAUGUUUCUUGUAGUCAGUGUUUUAGUACUGCUUUUGGUUAUAUUGAUUCUUUAUGUGAAUCGUGAUGCCAUAAAACAGUAUAUUCGAUAUUGGAAUUUGAUUGGUCGAUUGCCUACAAUUGCUAAUAAGCGAUUCCUCAUCGGACAUGCGGGUAUAUUUAUUGGACUGUCACCAGGUGAGAAAGAAAAACCAUUUUAUGGAAAUGUGUUUUUAAUUAUUUUUAAUUUAGAGCAAGGAUGGCAUCUGGCAAGAAAGGUGUUACAAGAAGCAUCUGAAUCGAUUGUUACCUGUUAUAUGGGACCUUUUAUAGCGGCUGUAUGUGUCAUGGGACCUGAAGAAAUUGAGGCUGUUAUCGGUUCAGUGAAAAAUUUGGAAAAAUGCGAAGUGUAUUUGUUUAUGAAUCGCUGGUUAGAAGAAGGAUUGUUAACGAGCGCAGGAUCUAAAUGGCAAAAAAGAAGAAAAAUUUUAACACCAGCUUUUCAUUUCUCAAUUCUUUUGGACUUUAUUGACCUUUUCAACAAGGGAGUACAUAAUUUUGUGAAAAAUGUUCAGAGAAAUUCCUUGAACCAGUCCGUUGAUGUCACACCUCUAAUAUCUGAUUACACUUUACUAACCAUUAGUGAGACAUCUAUGGGUACAAAACUCGACCUACAAACCCAAGAAGGUAGAAAUUACAAAAACGCAGUCCACGAAAUUGGUAAUGUGGUAUACGAAAGAAUCAUAGCACCAUGGCUGUGGUAUCCUAGAAUUUUCGAUUUCUCGUCGCUUCGUAAUGUGGAAUAUCGAUCGUUGAAAGUAUUACACAAGUUUACCGACAAGAUUAUAAGGAAAAGAAGUGAAAAUUUUCAAACUUUUGAUGAAGACUUCGAGAAUAGCUAUACUAAAAGAAAAUAUCCAUUGUUAGAUGUAUUAUUGAAUGCUAAAUUCAAAAAUAAUUCUAUUGAUGAUAGGGGAAUUAGAGAAGAAGUUGAUACGUUUAUGUUCGAGGGGCAUGAUACUACUGCUGCAAGCUUAAGCUUCACUACAAUGCUUUUAGCAAACCAUCCGGAAAUACAGGAACAAGUGUAUCAAGAAAUUAUCAAUAAUUUGGGAACAUCCAGAGAACCAACUUAUAAUGAUUUACAACAAAUGCCGUUAUUAGAAAGGUAAAAAAAUCUUAUCUCAACUAAAUUUACAGAAAAAUAUUUUAGAUGCAUUAAGGAAAGUCUUCGGCUUUAUCCAUCAGUUCAUGUUGUGGGAAGGACUAGCAGUGAAGAAAUUACAACCAAAUGUGGUAUAAUACCAAAAGGAGCUUUAUUGGUAACUUUCAUAUACGACCUUCAUAGAAAUCCUAAAUAUUGGCCCGACCCUGAUAAAUUUGAUCCAUCAAGGCAUUUACCAGAAAACUCAAGUGGCAGACAUCCAUUCGCUUAUAUACCUUUCAGCGCUGGACCCAGAAAUUGUAUAGGUACCUAAUGAUUUGUAACAAAUGCAGUAGGGAUGCCAAGGAGAAUAUUGAAAGCAUGACUGGGCUUUUAUUUUCUGUUUAUCCAGGUUUUUUUUUUAAGUAAAAUAAUAACUCGCAUCAUAACCUAAUGAAUUUAGAUAUUUUUCACUUGGAUUCUUCUUUGUAAAAAUUAUAUGUGCUUAUGUGCCUUUUUUUGCCGCGGUGAUUUUACAUAAAUUAUUAUUGAUAUUUAUUUUUAGGACAACGUUUUGCGAUGUUAGAGAUGAAAGCGUUUUUCUGCGGAGUACUAAGAAAAUUCAAAUUGGAACCAGUCGAUACACCGGAAACAAUAAAGCUAAUUCAGCAUUUAAUUUUGAAAUCCAAGGACGGAGUUAGAGUAAAGUUUGUUUCAAGAAAUGAACAAUAAUUACAUAUUGAGAUAUCACGUAGUUCUAGUUAGAACUGAAAUAUUUUAAUAAUUGGUCUCUAUGUAUAAUUGGUGAAUGAAAUAUUUGAUUAAAUUUCCAAAUUUACUAGAUACAUAUUAGAUAUAGAAAUAACUAGAAAUGUAUGUGAUUAUGUACUCUUUUUAGAAUAAUAAAGAAGGAAUUUUUAGAAAUCUUGCUUAUAUUGAAGAUCCGCUGCUGACUGCAUUCUUCCUGGUUUAUCCCUCAUUACCUAUUCUUCUCUUUUUUUUUUUGCGAAAUUUGUUUUUCUAUUAUCGAUAGUGAAUAUUAUGUCACCUACAUGACAAACGUUUCCUGUCUUCCGAUUUCCAAUCUUUAUUCGUUUCUAUCUGCCCACUAAUCUCCAUCUAGGCCUCUGUUGCGAAUUUCGUUUUCUUCUUCCGUCUGAGCUCUAGGAUUUGUUUUGGUAUCAUUUCCGAUUGGGC
Ceutorhynchus assimilis (cabbage seed weevil) is the source of this 2653-nucleotide messenger RNA. Lineage: Eukaryota; Metazoa; Arthropoda; Insecta; Coleoptera; Curculionidae. The record is from the annotation of a GenBank genome assembly.